AGGAGAGGAGACCCCACCAGUGGGGAGAGUGUGAGGGGAGAGGGACAGCCUGCAGGGCAGGAAGAGAGAGCUGUGGGGUUUCCGGAGGGACUUCCUUCGCAUCCUCGGUGUCCCUCCCUGCCCCAUGCCAAGGCCCAGGAGGCGUGAACGGCUUCCUUCUCCUCCGCAGACGCUGAGGAUCACGCGGCCCGCGACUCUCCCGUUCCCCACCACCCUCUGAACCACUGGUCACCAUGGCUACUUCGAAGUUGCCGUCGGUGCCCAGGGAGGAGGAGACCACCAUCCUCAUGGCCAAGGAAGAGCUGGAGGCCCUGCGCACGGCCUUUGAGUCGGGCGACAUCCCCCAGGCCGCCUCUCGCCUCCGGGAGCUGCUGGCGUCCUCCGACAGCGCCCGCCUGGAGGUGGGUGUCACGGGCGAGUCGGGCGCCGGCAAGUCGUCCCUCAUCAACGCCCUGCGUGGCCUGGGGGCCGAGGACCCCGGCGCAGCUCUCACUGGCGUCGUGGAGACCACAAUGCACCCCUCGCCCUACCCGCACCCGCGGUUUCCUGAUGUCACCCUGUGGGACCUGCCGGGGGCCGGCUCUCCGGGCUGCCCGGCUGACAAGUACCUGAAGCAGGUGGACUUCAGCCGCUAUGACUUCUUCCUGCUGGUGUCCCCGCGCCGCUGCGGGGCCGUCGAGAGCCGCCUGGCCUCGGAGAUCCUGAGCCAGGGCAAGAAGUUCUACUUCGUGCGCACCAAGGUGGAUGAGGACCUGGCGGCCACGCGCACCCAGCGGCCCUCGGGCUACAGCGAGGUCAUCGUCCUGCAGGAGAUCCGAGACCACUGCGCCGAGCGGCUGCGGGUGGCCGGCGUGGCCGACCCCCGCGUCUUCCUCGUGUCCAACCUCUCGCCCGCCCGCUACGACUUUCCGUUGCUCGUGUCCACCUGGGAGCACGACCUGCCCGCCCACCGGCGCCACGCGGGCCUGCUGUCGCUGCCUGACAUCUCGCUGGAGGCCCUGCAGAGGAAGAAGGACAUGCUCCAGGAGCAAGUGUUCAAGACGGCCCUGGUGUCGGGCGUCAUCCAGGCCCUGCCCGUGCCUGGGCUGGCGGCAGCCUACGACGACGCCCUGCUCAUCCGGUCGCUGCGUGGCUACCACCGCAGCUUCGGCCUGGACGAUGACUCGCUGGCCAAGCUGGCCGAGCAGGUGGGCAAACAGGCGGGUGACCUGCGCUCGGUCAUCCGCUCCCCACUGGCCAACGAGGUCUCGCCUGAGACUGUCCUGCGGCUCUACUCGCAGUCGUCCUACGGCGCCAUGCGGGUGGCCCGUGCCUUUGAGAAGGGCAUCCCUGUGUUUGGCACGCUGGUGGCUGGUGGCAUCAGCUUCGGUACCGUCUACACCAUGCUCCAGGGCUGCCUCAAUGAGAUGGCCGAGGACGCCCAGCGCGUCCGCAUCAAGGCCCUGGAGGAGGAUGAGUCCCAGUCGGAGGUCAGCUUGGAGGCUGCUGGUGACAAUGAUGUGGAAAAACGGGAGUCUGGGGAGGGAGGUGGCGAGGAAGCCCCAGUCUCAGUCUGCAGGAAGCUCGGCCUCCUCCUCAAGUACAUUCUCGACAGCUGGAAGAAGCGAGACUUAGAAGAGAAAUAAAAGUGCAGCCCUCACCCGUUGCCUCACCCACAGACCAAGCCUUAACAAAAUCAAUCAACU
Messenger RNA from Propithecus coquereli (Coquerel's sifaka), 1685 nucleotides. RefSeq names its product immunity-related GTPase family, cinema (gene IRGC). The transcript has 2 exons. The coding region runs from base 234 to 1625 and encodes 463 amino acids. Lineage: Eukaryota; Metazoa; Chordata; Mammalia; Primates; Indriidae. The record is from RefSeq and is a predicted model, not a curated record. Gene Ontology annotation, molecular function: GTP binding; GTPase activity. Gene Ontology annotation, cellular component: membrane.